AUGCUGUCGCAGCUCCUUCCACCCCGCGCGACUGGCGGCGCCGAGGACGGGAUCCGACGGGAUCCGGCAGGAACCAGCCUGGGACGGCCAGAUCUGUUGGCGGAGGAGAGAUUCCGGCCGGGGACGGGGGCAGCUGCGUCUGGCGGCGGGAACGGCGGCGGUGACGGCUUGACAGGAGACGACAAGGGAGAGGGGAAAGAUGUGAGCGAGCAAGUCGACUCCGGCCGCCCUUGCGCGCUGCUCGCGCCGUCGUCCCCAACCGCCCGCCGGCUCCGACCGCCCCUGCUUUGCCAUCGCGUGCGCGGCCUCAUCCUCGCCCAAGCCGGUCCGCGCCGCUCUGCCCUCGCGCGUGUUAACCCGUCGCUGCACCUGGCCGUGCCCGACCUCCCCCGCACGGCGCGCGCCGGCUUCGCCCGGCCCCACUCUGCCUUCGCGUGCGCGGCCCCGUCCGCGCCCAAGCCGGUCCGCGCCGCUCUGCCCUCGCGCGCGCGAACCCGUCGCACGCCGGCUCCGCCCGCCCCGGCCGCCCGUCGGCUCCGCGCGCACCGGCUGCUGCCGCUGUGGCCGGCUGCUACUAUGGUGUCUCAGGAUGGUCUAGAACCACCAAACUCAUGUUUUUUGAGUAUAUUUUUGGAAAUGGAUAACUUCAAAAAGGCUUCGACUAUUUGCCCUGAGAGCGAUAUGGAAGCUCUGAAUAAUUUUACUGGAUCCACCCCAGAACAAUUAAGUGGCAAGUUAAAUAGACUGAAACAGAGAUUUGAUCAAGAAAGCAGAAGUAAUAAUAAUCUGAGCAGACAUGUUGAGUCCAUAGACGAUCUGAGGGCAUUGCAUGACAAAAUGGAGCAGAAAAUCUUCAGUAAGCAACAGCUGUUCAAUGAGCACCUGAGAAAGAAAGGUAUCCGUGGAUUAACCUACAUAGAUUACCAGAGUAAAGUUUUAUCUAUUGAGCUAACGAUGCCUCAAGAUGCCUCCCAUGACACCGUCAGACACACUAGAGGACUGUCAGGGGGAGAGCGAUCUUUUUCGACACUUUGCUUCGCUUUAGCACUUCAUGGGAUGACAGAAGCACCUUUUAGGGCCAUGGAUGAGUUUGAUGUAUUCAUGGACGCAGUGAGCCGUAAAAUAAGCUUGGACACCCUUGUAGAUUUUGCUGUUGCACAAGGCUCACAAUGGAUAUUUAUAACACCGCAUGAUAUCAGCAUGGUGAAGCCUAGAGAUCGCAAAUGGAAAAUCGCCUGUCUGUCACUGUGCUCAGUAGUGUAUAUAUCUCCUUAGCCUUAGCAUCCACGUUUGACAGAACCUGUCGGGAACUGCUCGCCUUGUAUUUAAGUUGUGCAUAGCUUC
Messenger RNA from Triticum aestivum (bread wheat), 1344 nucleotides. RefSeq lists its product as uncharacterized. Gene Ontology annotation, molecular function: single-stranded DNA binding; damaged DNA binding. The record is from RefSeq and is a predicted model, not a curated record. Lineage: Eukaryota; Viridiplantae; Streptophyta; Magnoliopsida; Poales; Poaceae. The transcript is spliced from 10 exons. Gene Ontology annotation, cellular component: site of double-strand break; nucleus; Smc5-Smc6 complex. The coding region runs from base 1 to 1275 and encodes 424 amino acids. Gene Ontology annotation, biological process: double-strand break repair via homologous recombination.